Messenger RNA from Aplosporella prunicola CBS 121167, 3069 nucleotides. RefSeq names its product GMC oxidoreductase. The record is from RefSeq and is a predicted model, not a curated record. Lineage: Eukaryota; Fungi; Ascomycota; Dothideomycetes; Botryosphaeriales; Aplosporellaceae. Gene Ontology annotation, molecular function: flavin adenine dinucleotide binding; oxidoreductase activity, acting on CH-OH group of donors. The coding region runs from base 1 to 3069 and encodes 1022 amino acids. The transcript is spliced from 8 exons.
AUGAAGCUCACCUGGGUCCUCUCGGCCGUUGCGGCCGCUAUGGUGUCUGUUGUCCACGCAGGAUCAGCUGCCGAGCUGCUGGGGAUUGUUGCAAGCAUGCCUACCUGUGGAGUUAUGUGCCUGGAAAAAUCAAUCGCCGCCUCACCGUGUGGCCUGACGGAUACGGCUUGUACUUGCUCCAACGCAACCCUCAAUGCCCAGAUCACCCUCUGCGUAACCGAGACCUGCACUCUCAAGCAACAGCUUACCACAAAGAACGCAACUGAAAGCCUUUGCGAUGCUCCCAUCCGGGACAACACGAAAGCUGUAUCAUACACUGGUGUCAUUGGAGGGAUCAUUGCCCUUGUGGCCUAUAUAUUGCGUAUGGUGUCCCGUCUGCCACAGUUUGGCGGCAAAGUCGGUUGGGAUGAUGCCGUUAUGACAUUCGCGGUGCUCCUGGUUAUUCCAUUAACGUGCCUGUCCGUUGUACUAGCCGACGUUGGUCUGGGAAGAGAUAUUUGGACCUUACCGUUCAAAAAUAUCACCCAAGUCCUUUACAUCUACUACUUUGACGAAGAUCUCUACUUGACAGCACUUCCGAUGAUCAAGAUAUCCAUCCUCUGUUUCUAUCUUCGGAUCUUUCCAGAGCGCAACUUUAGGCGAAUUGUCUAUGGCGUCAUCGGUUGUUGUGUCGGUUAUGGCAUUGCUUUCUUGCUUGUCUCGGUCUUCCAAUGCCGGCCGAUCAGCUACGCGUGGACUCAAUGGGAUGGCGAGCAUCAAGGUUCCUGCAACAAUAUUAACGCGCAAGGCUGGACAAGUGCAGCUAUCAACGUCGUGCUGGACUUGGUUGUUAUCAUCCUGCCCUUGCCACUGCUGGCUAAACUACAGCUAAACAAGAGGAAGAAAGCUCUACUCAUGCUUAUGUUCUGCGUCGGUUUUUUCGUCACUGUUGUUAGUAUCCUUCGCCUUCAAGUGCUCAUCAAAUUUGGCGGUACCUCAAACCUGACUUGGGAUUACGUGUCUGUCGGAUACUGGAGUACCGUAGAAGUGCACGUUGGCAUAAUAUGCGCGUGCAUGCCGGCCAUGCGGUCUCUCUUCACACAUUUUAUGCCCAAGGCCAUGGGUCAGACCACUCAGGGCAAAUACUAUAACGACCAUAUUCGUCGCUCCGUUGACCCCGAUGUCGAGUACGACUACGUCGUUGUUGGCUCCGGUCCUGGUGGUGGCCCCCUCGCCUCUAGGCUUGCUCUUGCUGGGAACAAAGUUCUUUUGAUCGAUGCCGGCGACGACCAAGGAAACGCUACCAGACAAUAUGUCCCUGCUUUGCAGCUGCAGUCCACCGAAUACGAGCCGAUGAGAUGGGAUUACUACGUCCAACAUUACGCAGACACCACUCGGCAGAAGCGUGAUUCGAAGAUGUUGUACAAUACAACUUCCGGCGAACUUUAUAAGGGCAAGUAUCCACCAGAGGGAGCCGAGCCUGUCGGUAUAUUGUAUCCUCGCGCAGGUACACUGGGAGGUUGCGCUUCUCACAAUGCCAUGGUCACCAUCCUCCCCCACGACAGCGACUGGACUUACAUCCAAAGCAUCACCGGAGACGACUCCUGGGAACCGGCCAAGAUGAAGAAAUAUUUCGAAAAGCUUGAGCGGAACCGCUACCUGCCCAACACCAUUGUUGGACAUGGCUUCUCUGGCUGGUUGGGCACGGCGCUCACCGACCUGUCACUCGUCAUUGAGGACCAGAAGCUUCUGUCACUUAUCCUUUCCGCAGCCACAGCCAUGGGCAAGAACAUAGUUGCCAAGCUGCUCACUACCGUUGGCGGUCUGGCGCAGGUUCUGGCCCAAGAUCUUAAUUCUGGCCUUCCUGGUCGCGACCAACAAACGGGUCUCUUCCAGGUACCGAUUGCCGUGGAUGAAGGGUCUUCGCAUCGCAUGGGCCCUCGGGACUUCAUCAUGGAGGUACACAAUGCUAAGAACUCCGAUGGCUCGCGCAAGUACCAUCUCGACAUUGCCCUCAACACUCUAGCCACGAAGGUCGUCUUUGAUCAAUCAGGUGACACGCCCAAAGCUGUGGGUAUUGAGUACCUCGAGGGUCAAAGUCUUUACGCAGCCGAUCCUCGUUAUGCUGGUGCUCAAGGCACAUCCGGCUCCGUCAACGCGACCAAGGAGGUGAUUGUCUCUGCCGGCGCAUUCAACACCCCUCAGCUUCUUAAGUUGAGUGGAGUGGGUCCCAAGGAAGAGCUGAAGAACUUCGGUAUCAACGUCGUUAAGGACCUUCCGGGUGUUGGUACGAACAUGCAGGAUCGCUACGAGACCACCGUUAUUGGAAAGACCCCCACGGACUUUACCAUUACCCACAAGUGCACUUUCAUGAUGACGAUGCCGGACCCGUGUUUGGAGCAGUUCGAAGAGGGCCUCACUCCUGCGCUGAGGGGCACCUACGCCACCAACGGUAUCGCCAUUGCCAUCGUGAAAAAAUCAUCUGCUGCUGCCGAGGGUGAUGAUCCUGACAUUCUGAUCACCGGCGCACCGACGAACUUCCAGGGCUAUUAUCCGAACUACGGCGAUAUUGGUCUGUCGGAUGCUCAGCACUGGAGCUGGAUCACCUUGAAGGCGCACACCCGCAACAACGCCGGCACGGUCAAGCUGCGGUCCGCGGACCCUCGCGACACGCCCGCCAUCACCUUCAACUAUUUUGACACAGGUAACACCGAGGAUGGUGGUGACGACAAGGACCUGCAGGCUGUCUACGAGAGCAUGGAGUUCUCGCGCAAGAUGUUCGACAACCUGGUUCCGCUUGAUGGCUCCUUCUCCGAGAGCUGGCCCGGUACGAACAUCAGCUCUGAGGCGCAGCUCAAGCAGUUCAUUAAGGACGAGGCUUGGGGCCACCAUGCUUCUUGCACCUGCCCCAUUGGCGCUGAUGAUGAUGAGAUGGCUGUUCUUGACUCUAACUUCCGUGUCCGCGGUGUUGAUGGCCUCCGUGUGGUGGACGCCUCGGUUUUCCCCAAGAUUCCUGGCUUUUACAUUGCUGCACCCAUUUACAUGAUCAGCGAGAAGGCAGCGGAUGCGAUCAUUAAUGGUGCCUCGUAG